Molecule: messenger RNA, 447 nt
Organism: Cuscuta europaea
Lineage: Eukaryota; Viridiplantae; Streptophyta; Magnoliopsida; Solanales; Convolvulaceae
Source: the annotation of a GenBank genome assembly
CCUGUCCUUAAUCUCCAAGAACAACAAUUGCAGUACAUGCGUGGGAUGGGUGAUUCUGUAACGCAGCACCAGGCGUUUGCUGCCCCUGCACCAGCUGCUUCCACCCAGCAGUCCCAUCCGCAGCAGCAGUAUUCUGGCCGAGGCGGAGCACCACCGAUAGGAGGACGCGGAGGUCGCGGCCAGCGUGGUCAGCGGGGUCACCGGGGACGUGGCAGAGUGUAUGGAUACCCCGGUACCCCUGGUCAUCAGUUAUAUCCCCGUGGAUAUGAGCUUCACUAUAUGGGACCCCAUGCAUCUUUCCCUUCAGGAGCUUCCAGUGCAGUUGAUCACACUUAUGCUUCCCCUCCGCCCCUUGUUAUUUGUCAAUUGUGUUUCACUCCGGGUCAUUCCGCCAUAACUUGUUCCAAACUUCACUCGGCUUCUACUCCGGCCCUUGCUGCUUUACCA